AUGUCCUCACGUAUCUAUAUGCUCAGAAGCACUAUUGAAGAAGCAAAGUUCAUAUUUCGGCAAACUGAGCAGUCAUCUCUAGAUAAUGAAAAAGGGCCAUCUCUACGACUCUACCUGGGCGCCGCGGAGGUCGGGUGCAGCGUCAUCCAAGAGCUCUUUCCGAGUGAAGACCAUGGCGAGGAAGAUGUUGACAGCGUGAGCAAUCCGAGAGUCCACCGUGAUCGAUGA
This is a messenger RNA of Miscanthus lutarioriparius, 228 nucleotides long. The record is from the annotation of a GenBank genome assembly. Lineage: Eukaryota; Viridiplantae; Streptophyta; Magnoliopsida; Poales; Poaceae.